Emericellopsis atlantica is the source of this 1611-nucleotide messenger RNA. Its product is annotated as XRCC4-like factor-domain-containing protein. Gene Ontology annotation, cellular component: nucleus; DNA ligase IV complex. The record is from RefSeq and is a predicted model, not a curated record. Gene Ontology annotation, molecular function: DNA end binding. Lineage: Eukaryota; Fungi; Ascomycota; Sordariomycetes; Hypocreales; Bionectriaceae. The transcript has a single exon. Gene Ontology annotation, biological process: double-strand break repair via nonhomologous end joining. Bases 1 to 1611 code for a protein of 536 amino acids.
AUGACUGCAAGUGCAAUGUGGCAACCGCUACCUCUGUCAGGUCGCUCUGACCUGCCGGUGCUACUUGCAUCAUUCGAGACGGGGACGACAGCGUACACUUUGCGUGUCACAGACCUGGCCAACCUGUGGAUCGAUAAGCUCGACAGGAAGGCCAUCUGUAUGAGAGCGUGGUCUGAAGAAGCGCCAAUCGAUCCUAGCGAAACCUCGGAGAACAUGGCAAGGCUACUCGAGAUUCUGAGGGCAGCAAUCAGUCCUGUGCAUACCGAGGACGCCAAGGCAACGUUGAGCCUCGCCGCAGACGACGAGGCCCUGAUUCUCAAGGCGCACUGCCCUAUACCAGGGCUGCAGCCCCUGAAAUGGCCCUUCAAAUUGUCCAAAGCUCCGCCUUCAGAGCUUGCCACCUCUUUUGUACUGCCUCUUAUACAGGCUCAACAUUCCCGCGACCGUGCGAUAGAGUCUCUGGUGUCCAAGAUUGCACAGAAGGAUGCAGUGCUCACGAAACUGUCGGACAAGCUUGAAGCAACCGGCACAGGUCUCGAACACGUCUUUCACACCUUGUCUGGGAAGAAAAAGGUCAGCAGAGCUACUGCAGAAUCCAAAGUCAAGGGUCUCGCACCGUUUGAUCUUGGUGCAUGGGAGAGCGAGUUGCACAAAGACGAGUCGCCCGAGAACAUCCAAACGCUGGUGCAGGAUGUGUUCGCACAGCACACUCGGUACACGUCGCUCAACUUGGAUAGCUCUCCAAAGCUGGACAGCUGGUGGCUGGAUUUGAGAGGGACUGUGCAGUUGCCGCAGCGUACAACGCCCUCUGUCCCGGAACAGAGCAGACUGAGAAGACCUGCUUUGACAGAUCCGCCUGAGCCCGAGGAAAACAGUGCCGACGACGAUGGGUUUCAGGUGCAGGCUACGCCUCCUCAUCUUGCCACCUCGGCAUCCAGGAGGAUCGAUCAAGGCGCGGGGGCAGUUGAAGACGACGCAUCAACUGCUAGCGAAGGUGAAGAUGACUCUGGUCGCGUCAGAAGGCCAAGUACGCCUGUAUCAAGAUCACCAAAGGCCAAAGCUAUGGUGGCUGGACCGCGUCUAGGCGCAAUAGGGAAAAGACCCCAGGCAAGAGCUGAUCGUUCACCAAGUGGUGCUACAAAGACAACGGCAACUCUGGCUGGACAAGAUACAGCGGCCUCCGACACAGCAUCCGACGCUAGCGGUAAAGAUGGCGAGAGCGCCAGAGCCACCUCCCCACCUUCACAACGGCCAACGCAAAGAACCCCAGUCAAGCCCCGUUUGGGACACAUCGUUGGUGGUACGAAAAAGGCCACGCCUGGGCAACCUGCUACUGAAGACGAGUUGGGGCAUGUCGAUAAACAACCAGGCGACAGAGCUCCCUCGGGCCGACUAAAGCUUGGCAUGAUCGGCAAGGGUAAGGGUGCAGAAGCUACGGCAAAAGCAAACAGUACAUCACCGGGUGAACGAGGCCGAACCGAAGCAAAGGAAGUCGAUUCUGCCCACAGGGAAACUUCUACGGAGAGGGCUGAUAGACGGCGAGAGGAACUCAAGCGAGAGCUUGAAAGAAAAGCAGCGGCUGGGCCUGUCAAGAAGAGGCGCAAAUUUUAA